GGAUUGUUGCCAAGGGAUUGAAGCAUAAUCUAUCGAACUUAGGAAUACUAGAACUCGCUCUCAAAGUAAUAGGAUCGAGUACAAUCAAUCUGGAUAUCUUAAGUGAAGAAAUCACCAAUGCUGUAUACUCUUAUUAGCAGUCAAAUCUUUGUAGAGAAGAGGAGUAAGUUCUUUAGCGCCGUCCCGGAACGGGUUCAGAAGCUAUGGAACAAAUGGGAGCUCCGAUUGACGGUUCUACUCAGUCUCUUCUUUCAAGUCCUUCUGAUCUUGUUGGGCAGCCGCAGAAGACGCAUCAAUAAAAUUUGGGUACAAAUCAUUCUUUGGAUUGCCUACUUAUGUGCGGACUGGGUUGCAGCUGUUGCCCUUGGGAUCCUCUCCCAUAGUAUAGAUCAACCCAAAGCCAAUGAAUUGCCAGCCUUUUGGGCACCAUUUCUUCUAUUGCACCUAGGUGGUCCAGACACCAUCACUGCCUUCUCCUUAGAAGAUAAUGAGCUGUGGUUAAGGCACUUGCUUGGACUAGGGGUCCAAGGCAGCAUUGCCUCUUAUAUCACCUUCAGGUCCUGGACGGGUACUAGGAUGUCAAUUCUUACAGCUCUUAUGUUUGUUCCUGCAAUUGUCAAGUAUGCGGAGAGGACUUGGGUUCUCAGUUCAGCAAGUAAGGAGCACUUGAGAGACUCCAUGCUCAGUCCCCCUGAUCCUGGCCCAAGUUAUGCCAAAUUCAUGGAUGAAUACAAUUCUAAGGAGAAGGAGGGGUUUCGGGUGACCAUGAGAAGAGUUGAAGAAAGUGAACGGAAACUGGUAGAGUUUAAAUUCCGUCAGCCUACUACUGUUGUCGGCAGAAAUAAUGAGAGCAAUGCGGCUGCUGGUGGUGGUGGUGAUGACGAUGUUGUUGAUGAAGAGAGUGGUGGUGGUGGUGGUGAUGUUGUUUUUGAUGAACAGAGUGGUGGUGGUGGUGAUGAUGAUGUUGUUGAUGAAGAGAUUUUGAUUAAAGCACGUUACUUCUUUGAGAUAUUCAAGCGUCUAUUUGCAUUUCUCAUUCUCAGUUACGACGAUUGGGUUGAAAGCAAAUCAUUCUUCCAACAAAGAUCUUACCAAAAGGCUUUCAAAUUGAUUGAAGUUGAACUUGGAUUCAUGUUUGAUGUGCUAUACACCAAGGCAGGUGUAUUUUAUUCUACCACGGGCUGCAUUCUAAGGGCAAUCAGUUUCUCCUUCACCCUCUCAGUUUUUGCCGUGUUCUUGAUUUUUGAGAAGCAGCAUCAUUCAAGCACCGACGUAAUCAUAACAUACCUAUUGCUCGCACUGGCGAUCAUCCUAGAGAUUUAUGCGGCCAUUCUUCUAAUUUUCUCCGAUUCGGCAUUCCUCUGGCUAAGAAAGCAUGGCCUGGAUGGCCCAAUCUUGAGAUGGCGGGGCAAUAGGCCAAGGUGGUCUAAUUCCAUUGGCCAAUACAAUCUAUUUAAUGUUUGGCUCAAUGAUAAACCUACAUUUCUUGUUAGGAAAGUUCGAAAUUUAUUGGGAAUAGAGAAGAAGCUAAGAAAUUACUGGUUCACAACCCAUGAGGAUGUCUCCAAAGAGUUGAAAGAAUUUAUCUUCCAACAGCUCCGCAAAAAAUCAGACGAGGCAAAAGAUUACGGCGAAGCAACGCGGCUAUGCCGAAGUAGAGGUGGUGGGCUACUCCAACAUAAACACAUAGAACAACACAAGUUUUGGUGGACUUUUGAAGUAGAAUUUGAUCAAAGUGUUCUUAUUUGGCACAUUGCUACUGAACUCUGUUAUCAAUCUGAUAAUUCUGAUCCUACCCCUCUCAAACAAAGAGAAAUCAGCAAGAGAUUAUCGGAUUAUAUGUUGUAUCUUCUAGUUGUGUGUCCUUUUAUGCUGCCUGAAGGGGUCGGGGAGAUAAGAUCAAAAGAUACCGAGGAAGAAGCCAAGAGGUUCCUCAAAGAAAAAAAGGGAAAUAAGUUGAAACUGAAAAUAAGUGAAGCAUGUCGUUUGUUAGAGAAUGUGAAGACCGAUAUUCCACCUAUUGAAGUGAAAGGACCCAAAUGCAAGUCUGUUCUAUUUGAUGGAUGUAGGCUCGCAAUUCAGUUGAAAUCAUUGCGAAGGGAGGAGACAUGGGAUGCGACAUGGGAUGCAAUUAGUCUCGUGUGGGUCGACAUGCUAUCAUAUGCUGCAGCUCAGUGCAAAGGGCCAAAUCAUGCUCAACAACUCGGACAAGGUGGAGAAUUUUUCACUCAUGUCUGGCUUCUCAUGGCACAUCUCGGUAUAACUGAGCAAUUCCAAAUGCCUACGGGCUUUGCGAGAAAGUUGAUUUACAGAUGAUGAAGCUAGAGUUAUAGUUGUUAGGUGAAUUUGAAUCCUCUUCAUUACUCAAUCUUUUAUAUGUCAGCUUCAUACAAAAUUAAGGGGUGCAGUUAGCUGUUUCUGUUUCUGUUUCUACCAAAAGAGAGUUGAUCAGGAUCUUGGUGCCUAGUGGGUGUAGCGGGAAAAAAAAAAGGAGUUGCUUUUUUUAUUAGAAUUGGGUUACGUUUGAUAUAUAUGGAUAUUUUGACAUUUUGACAAGUA
Macadamia integrifolia is the source of this 2559-nucleotide messenger RNA. RefSeq lists its product as uncharacterized. NCBI's taxonomy places the organism in Eukaryota, Viridiplantae, Streptophyta, Magnoliopsida, Proteales, Proteaceae. The coding region runs from base 118 to 2316 and encodes 732 amino acids. The transcript is spliced from 2 exons. The record is from RefSeq and is a predicted model, not a curated record.